AUGAUCGAUGCCUGGGAUGACCCAAAAAACUGCAUGUCCGAGGCAUAUAUAUUUGCUGACGUACUUCUUUCUUCAGGUUCUAAGAAGAAUAUUACCAAGACAUUGAAAAGUCUUGUUCGUUUAUAUUCUUCCUUCUCCUCAGAAGUACUAUCAGUGUUGUUGGAGUUCUUGCUCAAGGCUUUAGAUUCCUCAAAUUUGGUGGAGCUUCCGAAAGAUUGCAUAGUUGGCGAAGACAUGUGUACAUUGUUGGAUGAUUGGAAGCUGGUAACUACAAAAUUCUCAAAGAAGGAACCAGAAGUACUUCUUAUGCUUCUUAAGGCAGUUCUAAAUAUUAUUGACACUCAAGAAGCCAUGAAAUAUGAAAUGGGAACACAUGUCACAUCAUGGGAGUACGGAACAGAGAAUCGCCAAAUUGAACAACUUUCUUCCUUGGUUGCAUGGCUCGUUGGACAGCUCAAGGGACUAAAGCCCCUUCGCUGCAAAGAAUCUGCAGCUGAAAACAAAGCCACUUCAAUAGGAAUGAAUUUAUCAAACUCAAUCCUGAUGGAGGUUCUCCGUAAAUGCCUUCUGGUGUCCUCAUAUGGCAACAAGCAGCUUAUGGAUUCAGCACUACAUCUUGCGCAUUUGAUGGGUGAAAACUCUGUGAAGGAGAAACUCAAAAAACUAAGUUUGCUAGCUUUAUCAGACCCAGAUGUUACCCAAGAGAAGUCUUCUCUUCCGAGUUUGAAUAACCUUCUUACCCAGCAAGACCGAUCCAUCCAUCAGGCUGCCAAGAAGCUAGAGUUUGUUAAACUUCACCGAACAAAGAGUAAAGUUGUUAAGAGAACAGAUGGUAAUGUGGGUACGUCGGGCAGAUGGAUUGUGGCAAAAUCAUGGAACCCAUGUCCAAUUGGCAUGUUGCCUCGUGACCUUGGAUCUUCUGGCCGUCUUCCUGUUCUUGACUGUGACGAUGGUGGUAAAAAGCCUGUGCAAUCAUCAGAAAGGAAGCAGAUCUGGGAACUGAAACAAGGUAGCAUAAGAGAACCUAGUGGAGAUAUUCCUUCAUCAGAUUACCCUAGUGUCGAGAGGACAGGUAGCAAGAGAGAAGCUGGUUGUGAUAUUUAUUCAUUGGAUAAAUCAAGUGUUAAGAAGAUGAGAGAUACAGCAGACAAUUUUGAAUCAGAUUGCGAGAAUGUUUUGUUGUCAAAAGAUGACAAAGGCUGCCUCAUGAUAAAUGGUGUUUGGAAGAAAAUAGGGGAAGAAGAGCUACUUGCUAUUAUGUCUGAUGUGAGGAUUUUGGUGGUAGAAGUCCCCACGAGAACAUUUUUGUGUAAUUGCUCUAAUCUUGUUCAACGUGCUGCAUUAGCAAACACAACAGGGGCAGAACUUUUAGCGCAAAACAAUAACAAGAGCUCUCAUAUUCAUGCUUGUCCAUUUGCGUAA
Molecule: messenger RNA, 1422 nt
Organism: Dovyalis caffra
Lineage: Eukaryota; Viridiplantae; Streptophyta; Magnoliopsida; Malpighiales; Salicaceae
Source: the annotation of a GenBank genome assembly